AUCUUGCUGCCAUUCCUGACUUUCAGUCUGGUGCGAUGGAAAACUGGGGACUGACCACAUAUCGGGAAUCUGCUCUCUUGUUUGAUGCGGAAAAGUCUUCUGCAUCAAGUAAGCUUGGCAUCACGAUGACUGUGUCCCAUGAGCUCGCCCACCAGUGGUUUGGGAACCUGGUCACUAUGGAAUGGUGGAAUGAUCUUUGGCUCAAUGAGGGAUUUGCCAAGUUUAUGGAGUUUGUGUCUGUCCGUGUGACUCAUCCAGAACUGAAAGUUGUAAGAAGUAUUUACUUAUUAUUAUGA
Molecule: messenger RNA, 296 nt
Organism: Myotis brandtii (Brandt's bat)
Lineage: Eukaryota; Metazoa; Chordata; Mammalia; Chiroptera; Vespertilionidae
Product: endoplasmic reticulum aminopeptidase 1-like
Exons: 2
Biological process (GO): peptide catabolic process; proteolysis
Cellular component (GO): cytoplasm
Molecular function (GO): peptide binding; zinc ion binding; metalloaminopeptidase activity
Source: RefSeq, a predicted model, not a curated record